AUGGGAGGGGAGCAGAUCUUCGCCCUCAUCGUCUUCUCCUCCCUGCUGACCGAUGGCUACCAGAACAAGACGGACUCUUUGCAGCUCCGCUGUGUCCUCAACAGCAACAACGUGGCCUGCAGCUUCGCCGUGGGGGCCGGCUUCCUGGCCCUGCUCAGCUGCCUGGCCUUCCUGGCCCUGGACGCCCACGAGGGCCACAUCGCCUGCACCCGCUUCCGGACGGCCUUCCAGCUCCUGGACUUCAUCCUGGCCGUCCUCUGGGCAGGCACCUGGUUCCUGGGUUUCUGCUUCCUGGCCAACCAGUGGCACCGUUCGCCGCCCAAACAGUUCCUCCUGGGGAACAGCAGCGCCAAGGCCUCCGUCGCCUUCGCUUUCUUCUCCGUCCCCAUCUGGAUAUUCCAGGCCUACCUGGCCUUCCAGGACCUCCGCAAUGACGCUCCGGUCCCCUACAAGCGCUCCCUGGAUGAGGGGGGCGUGGUGCUGACCACCCUCUCCCCGCCCUCCGCCGCCAGCCCUAUCAACACGCCCACCACUGGCCCCAACAGCAUGAGUUACGCCAGCUCCGCCCUGUCCCCCUAUCUGACCACGGCGAAGGUCCCCCGCCUCGUCAUGAUGCCCGACAACUAGACACCCUCAUCACCUCAGUAAAGAGCUCAC
Molecule: messenger RNA, 657 nt
Organism: Myotis brandtii (Brandt's bat)
Lineage: Eukaryota; Metazoa; Chordata; Mammalia; Chiroptera; Vespertilionidae
Gene: SYNGR4
Product: synaptogyrin 4
Exons: 4
Coding region: 1-627 (208 amino acids)
Cellular component (GO): synaptic vesicle membrane; neuromuscular junction
Source: RefSeq, a predicted model, not a curated record